Messenger RNA from Rhipicephalus microplus (southern cattle tick), 8234 nucleotides. RefSeq names its product inactive phospholipase C-like protein 1. Gene Ontology annotation, biological process: release of sequestered calcium ion into cytosol; regulation of synaptic transmission, GABAergic; gamma-aminobutyric acid signaling pathway. The record is from RefSeq and is a predicted model, not a curated record. Lineage: Eukaryota; Metazoa; Arthropoda; Arachnida; Ixodida; Ixodidae. Gene Ontology annotation, molecular function: calcium ion binding; phosphatidylinositol-4,5-bisphosphate phospholipase C activity.
UGUUCGUCAUCGUCGCCGCCGUCUCGGGCGCCUGGAGUCGUCGGAGUCGUCCGCGGCGGCUGCGGCAUUUUUCCCGCUACACGACGCACGGCAUCAACUCCGGCGUCCGAAUGUUUUCCAGCCCCCGCUCGGACCAUGCCGCUACGCAGCGGCCUGUGCUUUGCCUCAGCAGGCCGCCUCUGCAUUCUUGAUCCUGUUGGCCUCAGCCACCACUACUUCAUCUGCAUCAGCCACCGCGAAAUUGGUCUUGGCACAAUGCCAAAGAAAGGAUCAGGAUGAGCGACCGGGACACUCCACUCAAGCAAAACAACGUCCUACCAGGACAGAAGUCAACUGCAGCAACGAGAGGGCAUGGGGAUGGUUGUCAACCCAUGAAUGUGGCUACGGAACUGUCCACCAGCCCUUCAAAAAGUGACUCGACCCACACACCCUUCGUAACUAGCACUUUGCGUCCUGCCACUGCACCCUGUGCGAGACUCAGUUCAAAAGAAAAUGAAUCGUUUGCAAGGGCAAGCUCUUCGCCAGGAGUCUUGGACAACCAUUCCAGGCCCUCAGGGUCGGGCAGUGCGGUUUGCCCUCAAACGGACAUCCUCUUGCCUACCUCAGACGAUAAGUUGCUUGCCAGGAAAGACAGUGAACUGCCACUGCGUCGUUCGAACAGUGACAGGCCCAGCUCUCAACCCUUGGUGCCAAAAGUGUGUGCUGACGUAAGCCGAACACUCAGUGUACCUGCAGUUACUUCGAAACAGUUAUGUUCAUCGCCAGUCAGGAGGAAACGCGUGGAGCAGGGGACUUCAAGAAGCUUGCCAGACCAUGCCACAGCAUCGGCGACCCAUGCGCCGGAUGUGGCACGGAUCGACCCAAAGACAAGCGAGCCAUCGCUAAACGAAGUCUCUUCGCACGACCAAAAACCAGGGUCGCAAAGUGAAUCUUCAAACAUUGCCAUGGUGCAGCAAAGUUCCACAGGCACUGCUGAGUCCCCAUCACAGCCCAGGGUGUCAAGCCACCGGGAUUCCCAGUCGUCGGUGCAGAGUGUGAGCGAUGCCAGCUCCAUAGAAGUGACGGUGGCCACCCCUUCGUCCAGCGAGAGAUAUCUGCCGGCAGCGACAAAGCUCGAUCUGUGUGGUAUCAGUGCGUCAGUGAAUAGUGUUGCUUGUUCGUCCGAUUCAGAUUCUCACGAAAGUGCAAAAAGCAGCCUUGUGUCCACGGAUACGGAUUCAGCGCUACGUGUCCAAUUCACAGCUUUGGGUGGGAGGGAGAGGAGAGACAGCAGCGGAACGCUUUCUCUCAAUCAAGCCCAAAUGAUUCCCAAGUCAGUAUCAUUUCACAGCGGCACAAGUUUACCUGCUGAACGAAAGAUCUGCAGUGCUCAUGACUGUCUCCAAUUUAUGAUCACCGGCAGCAGCCUUCUUAAGAUUAGGGCUAGCUCACGUCAGUACCGUCGCUACUUCACGCUUGAAGAGGAUCUCACAGCCAUUAAAUGGGUGCCAUCUUCAAAGAAAUCCAACAAAGCACGCUUGUCUAUACGAUCUAUCCGAGAAAUCCGAAUUGGCAAGAGCACUGAUGUGCUCAGGGACAAGGAAGUCGCUGGAUGUUACUCCGAGGACUGCGUCUUCUCAGUCAUAUAUGGUGACGACUUUGAAUCACUCGACCUCGUGGCCUCUACUCCCGACGAAGCCAAUUUCUGGGUCACUGGCCUGAACAUGCUCAUUGCAGCCAAUCGAUCACCUGAUAACCUGGAUGAACGACAGCGUAUGAGAGAAAAGUGGUUGCAGGAAAUGUUUGAAAAAGCUGACACGGAGAGGAAGGGGCUUUUGGAUGAAGUGGAAACCAUAGCCCUGGUUCAGAAACUUAACAGCCAACUCAGUGUUGUCCGACUGAAACAAAAAAUGAUGGAGUUUGAUGUUGGGAAGACAGAGCAAGACCGGGGCAGGAUAGACAGGUCUCAAUUUGUGAGCUUGUUCAAGGAGCUUGCUACUCGUCCAGAGGUGUAUUUUCUCAUGGUCAGAUACUCUGGUAAGGACUACCUUACUGUCGAAGACCUCCAGUUUUUUCUUGAAGGGGAGCAGGAGUUUGAGAACGUCACUGUUGAUGAUUGCCUGAGGCUAAUACAACGAUACGAGCCUUCAGAAGAAGCCAAGAAAAACAAGCAGAUGCUCUUGGAUGGGUUUACGCUCUUUCUGCUGUCAGAUGAGUGCAGCCUAAUGGACCAGGCACACAAGAAGGUAUUUCAGGAUAUGAGCCAGCCCCUCUGCCACUACUUCAUAUCAUCAUCCCACAACACCUACCUUAUGGAAGAUCAACUAAAAGGACCUUCAAGCAUAGAUGGCUACACUCAGGCCCUCAGCCAGGGAUGUCGAGUAGUCAAAGUGGACUGCUGGAGUAGCUCUGAAGGACCUGUGGUGUUCCAUGGCAACACGUUAACAGGAAGAGUCCCUCUAAGUGCAGUGCUGGACACCAUCCGAGAGCAUGCUUUUCAGGCUUCCGACUACCCGCUAAUUCUCCAUCUUGAGAACCACUGCUCCUCACCGGAAGCUCAAGAAGAACUCGUUGCCUUGCUCAUCGAGAAGCUGGGCAACCUGCUGUACAUCCCUGGCAGAGAUGGAGAGGAGUUCACCACCAAGUUGUCACCUCAAUCCUUAAAAAGGAAGAUCAUUAUAAAGAGUAAGAAGCUUCCCAAAGAUUCCGAGGAGGCAGAAAUAUCUGAAGAGGAUGAUUUCGUUGACAAAAACAGCAAUAGCUCAGAAUCCCCCAAGAAGUUGAAGCUCAUCAAGCCCCUAUCUGAUUUGGUGGUGCUGUCAAGAAUCCACUUCACUGAUUUUGUAACUUCACAGCAAUCUCAGGCCGAAAAUGAGGUGUGUACAUUCAGCGAGACAUCUGCUCUCAAGUUGGGUCAUGCCUUGGCCGAUGAAGUGGCAGCUCACACUCGGCACUUCCUGGCUCAUGUGUCACCAACAGCCAGUCGGGUUGACUCGAGCAACUACAAUCCUCUAGAACUGUGGGCAUGUGGCUUUCAAAUGGCGGCCAUGAAUGUCCAGACAUCCGGUGUCUCGAUGGACCUGCACCGUGGAUGGUUUCAACAAAAUGGUGGCUCUGGCUAUGUUCUCAAGCCUCCCUGCCUGCGCCAGCCAUGGUCCGUGUUCAAUGCCUACCGACGCGAAACAUUCUCUGACAAUGAACCACUUUACCUGCGAGUCAAGAUCAUUAGUGGCCAGCAGCUGCCACUGCCCAGGGGUGCCUCAAGCAAAGCCACAGCCAUCGACCCUUACGUGACAGUGCAGGUGUUUGGGAUUCCCACGGACUGCGCUGAAGCACGUACAAAAACCGUUUCCAACGAAGGUCAUUCUCCAAUUUUUGAUGAGUGCUUCGAGUUCACUGUGGCUGCUCCAGAGCUCGCCGUUCUUCGGUUCGCCGUCCUAGAUGACGAAUUUAUUGGUGACGACUUCAUUGGCCAGCACUCAAUACCAGUGUCAAGUUUGAAAACAGGCUACCGUCACGUACAGCUCACAUCUGACACCGGCAAAGUGCUUGAAAACUCCUCGCUCUUUCUUCAUGUCACUAUGAGCACCCGUUCAGGAGACAAGAAAUUAAGAAGGAAACGAUCCUGGCAGACUCGGCCACAGGCUGAGAUGAGGCAUGUUGGUAUCCGGCACCUCGACGAAGCCUUCAAGGGGGCAGCUGGGGCAUUGAACGAGUGCCAGCGGCUGAAGGGAUCCUUAGAUCGCGCCUUGCUAGAGUGUUGUGAAGAGUGUGGCCUGCCAAGCAGUGCAAACUUGGCCCAGUGCCUGCGAGCAGCUGCCUUGCGAUUGGCUUCAGCUUCCGAAGUAGUUGGCAUCAGCAUCACCGAAGAGAAAGGGUACCCGGUGUUCAAGGUUCAAGGUGAACCCUCUGUGAAAGCAUCAAAACUGGUCACUGCAUUUGACAAGGUGCUGGCUGAAUGCAAGGCCAUUUCUGAGACAUCACAUUCUGUUUUCAAAACAUUGAAUGAGCUGUACCAGACCAUGAAGAGUUUCUCCGAGGACCUGAACGGCACAUGUGUGGCAAUUGGUCUCAAAGGAAAGAAGGCUGAGAAGGCUGCUGAGCACUUUCUAUGGAACGCAAGUAUCGUAGAGUCGAGGAUGGACAUGCUUCGUAAAGUGGACAAAGAAAGCCGUGCCUGCAUGAAACAGGUACUACGACUUGGGCAGACUGCAAGACGGCUCUACCAGCGAGAAAGAGAAGGGUCGUCAUCGCGCACACAGUCUGCGUCAUCUUCUACGGGAAGCACGCUUUCUCCGCCGGGGGCCAACACACUCGGCUGCCCACAACCACCUCCGCCGACGCCGACAUCGCCAGGUGGCAGUGACACCCGAAUACGUGGUAUCCUCAAAAAGACAUCGAACCACCCUGCACCUCUAACCUCUCUGGAGGCCGUCGGUGCAAUGGGAAAUUCCAACGGAGGAGAGCCACCGCUCACUCCUUCACCGUCGCCUCGGGUGAAGCAGGCACCGAAUCCUGCGGAGCUCGGAACAUCGCUCUAGUCGUCACAACAGCUCUGCAGAACCCCUCGAACUAUGCUGUGAAGUGCAACGGGAUCACUAAGUCAUACACAUGCCCGACCUUCAGAAAAAUCGGCAGGUGACAGAAUGGUAGCUGUGCAUGUUUUGAAAGUUCCAUCCAUGCUGCUUGCAUGGCCGGCCAACAUGUACGGUUGUGUGGACAUUUGAUUUUAGCGAACAGGUGAAACAAGGGAAGUAACACUCUGUUUCUUCGUGAAGUCAUCUUCCUACUUACCAUGCAAAGCUUGGCUAACGUGCCAUCUUGGAAGGGUGUGAAACCAUGUCUUGGUUCACAUAGAGCAUUGUUUCUGACAAGCAGUGAGAAGGUGCAAGCACUAUCAACUCGUGACAUGGCUGUGCUUGCAGCAAGUGUUCAUAUCUGCUAAUGUCUGUAGCUGUGGAUGUUGGAAAGAGUGAGUUGUUAGCCCAGACAGAGCCGUGAUCCAAAAUUCAGCAUAGUGUGCUAGUCAAAUGGAGACGACUGCACUGGAAGUUUUAGUAAUAAUUUACGAAAGCUGUGCGCAUGCUGACAUGUGUAGCCAGUGGACGACCACUUGCACAAAUGCACAUUUUUAAAGAGUCCAUGGGCUUGUCUCAAUUCCAAGGUCAUCAUGUCCUGUGCAGCACCGCAGCCGGUAGGUUUUGGGCCAAAUAAUUACUGAAGGACUUUUGUCUCGGCAGUUCUGUGCAGCAUGGUUGAAUCUGAAUAAAGAAAGAUAUGUUGCUGAAGAGAUAGAGCAUCGUUAAACGGCAAAUUGAGUCAGUGUCACACUGCUUGCUGAGGCAAUCUUUGCUGCAGGUUGGUCCCAGUUAUCCCUCUGUAAACUACUGCUUUGUCAUUUACUGUUACAAUUGUCAGCUGCAUACUAUGUAUGUGCUUACUGGUCUGAUGCCACGGGUCAAGCUUGACACAAAGACUACUUUAUUUUGUGCAUAAUGAGUUAGCAUAUAUAGCUCUGAGUCUUCCUUCUGCUGCACAGAACUACAGAGCUGUACUGUUGAGCUUGUGUGCCUGCUGCACAAAUACAGCCACUGCAACUUGUGUGCAACCAAGUGUACAUCUGUGUAUGCAUUGCCUGUGCCAAUGGUGUCAAGGUGCCUUUCACAGCCGUGACGACAUGUGUGAUCCUUCGACUUGAGGCUUGCCCAUGCUCUUCAGAGAGGAUAUUGAUCCUAGGUGUUCACUAUGGUAUCACAAUCAAGGUGAUCCCACAUUUGCAACCGUAGCAUUGGCACGAGCUUGACAAGAAACAGUGAUAGUCACUGUCCCACAGCUUUCUGUAAAUGCGGUCGACGAAUUGCCGUGUUUGGCGUGGCAUCUGCAGGUGACUUACCUCAAGUCAUCCACGUGUACAUAGUUGAAACCUUAUGAAGAUGUCUGUCAUUCCCAAGACCAUAACUGAACCUUGAGAGUGCUUGGCCUAAAAGUCCUCUGUUUUCGGCAUACAGAGGGCCUUGCACAGCCAACUUACAUGUUAUGCUCUCUGCUGAGAGUCUGUACAUAUUAACUGACCAGUGUUCACCUUUUUGCUUUAACUUAUUAUUAUUACGCAGAAGGAGGAAGACCUUCUUUACCUCUCACGUGUUGACAGAAUCCUUCGGAGUGACGGUGGCUUGCUGGAUCACCUCUAGCUAGUUUUGUUGUGGGGUACACUUUGUUGUUUGGCUGUUGUCAGUACAGUAGACUGAGCUCAAGCUGUACUUUUCUCUCGCGGUUGAGGAAAGGGUUAUCCUAAUCGGAGGGAGCUCCUGCACUUUUUGUUUCGGAGAGGCGACAAGAAACACAAAUCUCUAGUGGCAUUUGCUGCAGCUGCUUUGUGAUAGAGUGACUUACGGAAUGUGUGCAUAAUUCAAGUUGUUGCCUGCUGCAUAAUGUGUAUGCUGCAUGGUCACAAAGGUACUGUUUGUUGCAAGGCUAGGAUAUUGUUAGGCAGUGUUGAAGUGCACCGAAAGAGUAUUGUUGCUAUUUCGCUUUAUUUUCUGGAAUUGAAUCAGACAUGGACAAAAGAACCAAUGAAGCAAUUACUGGCUAAUUCCCAAUCUGUUGUUUUCACUUUGGGAUGAUCAUGUACUGGGCAAGAAAGUUCAGCGGUGACAUUGCGCCUAAAGACUUUUGUGAAAGUUCUCUAUCGAUUUAAGUCAAACUCAGCUCUCAAAAAGCAUUUGAAAUGCUUGAUACUUAACAUACAUAUUAUACUAACAAAAUAAUUGCUUAUUUGAAAUCUGCACACAAAUGUACACAAACUCAGCAAGUUUCAUCUCAAUCAGUAAGGAAUUGAAAGUCUGCACAUGCCACGUAGAAAAAAAGGCUUGUGAUGUUUCAAUAGGCUAACAAGAAAAACAGCCUCAGCAUUUUUAUUACUUAGCCCAUAAGUGAAACUUUCUUUAGUACUUGUCGAUAAAUGAGUGAACACUCAGCUGCCCUGUGCUCCAUAUCUACAGUGAACUAUUUUGUUGGGUGUAUUGGCCCCCAGCAUCUUGCAUAAAAUUAAAUUGUUUAAAGCUAGCACUGUAUUUGUCUUAUUUUUUCCUCCACAUUCAUAACAUGCUACUUUGGCAGUGCACUUGAAGCUUCAAGGAUUCAAACCUAGUUGUUGGCAGUUUCUCAUAUUUUGCACAGUACAUGCUUUGAACGGCAGUUUCUAAUAUUUUGCACAGUACAUGCUUUGAACAGUUCUUUUUGGUACUGGACGUGCAAGUGGGAUAUAAAAGAAGAAAGAUCUUGAGGAUUUACUUUGGCAGUGCACAGAAAUUGGCACUGCACUGAAAGCUUCAUGUGCAAGUUUUGGCAGUUUCUCAUACGUUGUGCAAGCUCAAAAUUGUUCGAACUGUUAUUUUUGGAAGUGUACAUGCAAGUGGGGUAAAAAAGAUGUUGAGGAGGGUUUACUUUGGCAGUGUACUAAAUUGGCAGUGCACUUAAAGCUUCAAGCACAGGUGUUGGCAGUUUUUGUCAUAUUUUGUGCAUUACAUUGUUUGAACAGUUUUGAACAUUGUUAGGAAAGAAAAAAAAGAAGAGAGAUGUUGAGGAGGAUUUUAUUCUUGCUUGACAACACGAUGGAGCUCAGCAUAACCGUGGUCAAGUGUCACCAGAGUGUUUGAAUUAUCAAGGUUCAAGCAAACACUUACACGCAUGAUAUUCCUUGUAAUCGGACUGCUAUCAAAUCGCCGUCCUUUAUUUGUUUCACUGUCUUCGUUUUAUUUACGGUUAUUUGUGGCUGUAGCUAAAACAAUCAAGCUUUUUUUUUUUCAUACUGUUUCAUCAGUGUGAUCAACGUGCUUCACUAUCCCUGUCCUGCAAUUACAUCAGUACUGUGUGGAUUCUUUGUCUCAAGAAAUUUUGUGGCUUACUUGUGAUAGGUGAAUUCGAGGCUCAUAUCUCAGCGCCCAUUUGUAUAAGGAGCCUUGCUUAAGCUGUGCAACCGUUCUGUCUGAGCUGAGGCUUGUGACUUGUGUUUACUGCUUGAACUAUGCAGAUAACUCUACUCCUACUGGAACACUAUUGUUUUUUGAUUAAUUGUUAUUGUGGCUAGAGUUUAUAUUAUUGACACAAGAUUCACAGGCCUGCACACUUGACUGGUUAGUUAACUAUUGCAGAGAUGUUGCGGUUGCUAUCAGACAAUGUUUUGUCUCAUUAAAAUCCUUUGCCUGGGGUUUUGUACCACUAGUACACCCUCAUGUGGGCACCACUUCUCAAUA